AGAAACGAGGCUGUCCUAUUCCGCCAUAUUUAUCAUGUGUGAUUUCCUGAAGAUUAAGUCAGUAAGAAGCCGAAAAUAAUGGGAUAAAUGGGUAAACUGAAGAAAUCAUGAGGAUCAAACAAGGGAGCGGUAAACAACACGUGUAUUUAUAUAGAUAUAUAUAUCACAUAACUUGUUGAUUUGAGUAACUAUGUCAACACCCGGUACAGAAAAGUACAGCAGAAUUUUGCUGACAAUAAUAAAAGGUGGGACAAAACUUACAAGAAGACUCUGUGAGAAAAGAGUUAAAGAUCUAAGUGAGAAUGGUGGAGAAGAUACUAUCGAUGAUUUUUUGUCAAAAAAUAAGUCUGUAAUAUUAAACAAGAAAACAGGGAAAAACAAGGAGAAUAUAUAUUUUCCAUCAUCAGGAAAGACGAAUCUAGAAGAAUGGGACCUUGGUAUGUUUUGUUAUAUUCUUGAAGAAGCAUGUGAUCUGUCACCUACUGCAAAAAUGUAUGUCCAGGAUCUUCAAAAGGUCAGAAAUAAUCUUUGUCAUUCAAAUGACCCAACAUUAGAAAUUGGUAAAUUUCAAGUUUAUAUUGAGAAAAUUAAAUGCAGCUUCGAACACUGUUUGAGGGUGAUAAAUGAUGAAGAGUUCAAAAAGGAAAUGAAAGCACUAAUUACGUCAUUUGCCACUGGUCCAUUAUCAUUAGAUGAUACACUUAUAGCUAUGCAUACGUGUUUCCGUAUAGAGUGGGAUCAAAAAGAAUUUUUAGAAAAAAUUGUGAAAGGUCAGGACUUGACGAAUGAAAAGCUUGACAGAAAUUUCGAAAUGCUUGAGAAAAUUGAUUCACGUUUGCCACCUGGUGAUUCUGUCGAUAUCCAAAGUAUUGGUAUUGUGAUAGAGGUUAGAAAUUGCAGCGCAGAAAAGGAGAAAGAAGUUUUAGAUAUCUUAGUGAAGAACUUUAACGAGGCUAUUAACAAGACAGAAUCAAGUCUUGAAAAAGAACUGCCAAACGGUGCUCUACAUACAUUAAGGGAAACUGUUACACAAGUGUUCAAAGAAUUUUUAAACAUGGGAAGAAAUAUAAUAAGUGUGCAGCAAAAAUGUCUCUUGCUUACAGUUAAGUGUACAUCAAUCACAAGCUUUGUCAAUAUGAUCCGCGAUUACAGAACGGAUGCACUUUCAAUGCAACUCUCAGGGAUUGAAAGAGCUAUAAAGAAUUUGCAAGGUUGUGAAAAUGUACAGCUUGAAAGUCUGAUCUUCAAAGAGGAAUUUAUGGCUGUCAUGGAUGACCUUGUUUCCAAAUUAGAUGAACAGGUCCAGCCAACCGAAUACGCGGUCGUACCCUAUAUGUCUCAAAGUAGUAUGCAAGUAGGCGCAAAUCAACCAAGAACAAACGGGAUUGGAACUAUGCAUCUGUCAGAACAAAGUAAUCAACAAACAACUGCCACUACAGAGAAUUCAAUUCGGCUAUCAUUUAAAUGUGCAACAAUUUCACAAAGGGUAAAGGUACAAGAGUUCUUAAAAACAGGGAUGUUUGGAAACGGUAUGAAGCGUAUUGAAACACAACUAGGACAAGAGCUGAAUGUACAAAAUAUGUCAUUAACAACAAAACUAAUCAAAGAGGACAGAACAAUUAAUGUCGACAUUCCUGACAAAACAGAUAUAGACAACCUCACGAAGGAUGAAGACCAAACAUCACGUGUGGAGGAUGUAGAACAAACCAAACUUAGAAGACAUGGACUAGAUUGUGCCACGGGCUCAUUGUUAAAGGACAAAGAAGUGGUGAAAGAUGUUUAUAAAGAACAGCAGUCAAGUAUGAAACAAGAAACAGAAAACCUGAAGAUUGAAAAGUACGUUCCAUCAAAAAGCAUUGAUGAACUCAUUAAAGAUAGUCGUAUUGAAAUGAUAAGGGGCAAUACUAAAGACGCUGUUGACAUAGCUAAAAAGGCAACUGUUCUUAUUGAUGAAAAAAAAGAUAUUUCACUUACAAAAAAAGAAUCACCAGUAUUGGAAGAACACUUAUCAGAUUGGUAUGGGGAAUGUUAUUCAAUUCUGUACUCGCUAGGGCAAAUAGACAAAGCAACAAUGUGCUACUACAAAGCGAACGUAUUUGAUCCAGAGUGGGAUUAUGAUGGACACUUAUCUGUGUCAGAGAUGCUUUGGGAAAAUCUUGUUUUUUUCAAGUUAAUCACUCCAUAUGAUGAAGUUUCAAAGCAUGUUGACGUUUUACUUGAAGAAUUAGAUGGACUUGCAAGAUAUGCCGAAGCCAGAAAAAAAUGGUCUUUGUGUGUUGCAAUAGAUGGUGAUAUUGAAGCAGUAUACUACUUCUUAGAGAUGUUGAAAUUGUUCAAAAUAAAACCUUUCGAUACAAGCAGGAAACAAGAGAGAAUAGAUAUUUUAAAACGCAUGUCUAGAUGUUACCUAAAAAUGGGCUUACACCAAGAUGCCAUAAAAUCUUGCACUAAAAUUGCUCAAGAAUUAGGCGGAAAUGGCGACACGGAGACAUUUGAAACCUUGAAGCAGUCACUAACACAAACAAACAAUUACGAAAUGGCAGCAAAGGAAUGUUCAUUAGCCUUCAGAUAUUACAUGAAUGAUGCCAAGAGUGAAAAGCAGCUACAGAUUUUGCAAAACGACAUUGAAAAGAAGAGAAAACUGCCCGACGAAGCCUGGUUGGAAGGUACUAAUGCUAUUUGUUUGCAUGCGUCAUCCUCGAUAGAACCUCAAGAAAUUCCCAAGAAAAAUAAGCACAAACGUCGUCGUCCAAAAGCGAAAGACCGUCAAGGACGCGAGUCAGUUGGUAUACAUAGGGAUUCAAAUAUCUCCAAGCUUGACGUUACAAAUGAAGGCAGUCAUGAACAUUUAACAAAUGAUGCAGCUGUAAGCUCUCUAGAAAAAUCCUUAUCUACAAAACAUGAGGUAGACAAAGAAAUGUCGGAGUCAGCCCUAGAAUCAGAUUACGAAUUUUCAGAAACGUCGCGUUUUGAUGAUUCUGAUGAAGAAGAUGUCAGUAACAGUACUUUAGAGAUAUCGGAAGACAAAAGGUCUUUUUACGAGAAGAGCCUUGACAGCCAGUACCGAGGUACAGAUAUGGAAAGACAUUUACAAAAAGGCGUAUAUCUCAGUGACAAUUAUCUCAAACAGUUCAAACAAAAUCGUCCAACUUCAUAUCGUCAGUCCUUUUAUCCUGAAUUGUUAGACGAGGCUUCGUUGAGAAAAUUAGUAAGAGAUUCACCAGGAAAAUAUAUAACUGGUAUUAUAUAUUUUGAUUCAACACAUGAGGCGCAUUGCAAACCUCUUGAUUCAGCUCAAAAUAUCAGUAUCAUUGAAAUUUCGGGACGCUCAAAAAUUGGUUUUGAAGUGUUCAAUGAAGAUGAAGUUGUUGUUGAAAUACUUGAUGAUUUUGAGUCAAAAGAGAAACGAUACGGGAAAGUUUGUGGUAUUUUACAGAGGAGGCGACAAAGAAAUGUUAAACACCCUGUAUUCCUUUGCACAUUAGAUGAGACAGAAUGUCAUCUUGUUAAGCCCCUUUGUAGGACAGUACCAAAAUUACACAUCCUCACAAAAGAGAUUAAAAAGACGUAUAAGACAAAAAAGGAAAAAGAAAACAAGCUGGAGAUAUACCAGUAUGAUGAAAUUCAUGGAUGCUUAAAAAAUCCUAGAAUUAUAGAUAUAGUUCCAACUGAAAAACAGUCGUACGUUUUAGCAGUGGCAUAUAUAAAAUGGGGAACAAGACAUUAUUAUCCGAGAGGAGCAGUUAUUGAAAUUCUCCCCACAGUAAGAAAUAAGAAUACAGGACUCACAAUCCUAAACUUGCAGUAUGCAAUCCCUGGUGUGUAUGACAGUGGCACUUUAAAAGAUACAGGCGAAUGUAUUCAGCGGUACGAAAAAGAGCUCGAAAAUAUAAUGAAAGGCAGGUUAGAUCUCACAAAAAUUAAUACAUUUUCCGUAAAUGAGUCAAAUGUUGUUGAUGUGAAUUAUGCAUUUAGUAUAGAAGAAGUUGAAAAUGGAUACAAAAUUGGUGUACAUGUUUCAGACGUGUCUGAAGUUGUGAAAAAAGAUUCGAAUUUAGAUAAAGAAGCUUUUCGCAGAUCAACUACCUUUGAUUCUGGCAUUUCUAAGCUGAUUCAUAUGUUACCUGAGCCUCUAAGUGAAGAUAUAUGUAGUCUUCUACCCGGAAAAAUUAGACCUACUAUUUCCUUGUUUCUGUUUAUUUCCAACGAAGGCACUCAAAUGCAAAGGGAAGAUAAAGAUUAUGAAGUUUGUUUGUCUUUCAUAAAGUCAAGCCGUAAACUAUCAUAUAAAGAUGUUGAUAGACUUUUAUCGUCUGACGAUUGUGAUGAUGAAUUGACAAAAGACGUCUGUACUCUAGUAAACCUUUCUUUAAGAAUGAAAGCAAAUAGAGAGAAAUAUCCAACGGAUGCUUCCAGCAUUGCCUAUGAUGAAGCAUUUGGAUUUCGCCAGUCCGGUUCUGAAUGGACAAAAGCAAACAUCAUGACAGACGAAAUUCUGGACAUGGCGAACAAAAAAAUUACACUUUAUUUGCAAGGAAAAUAUGGAGAUUGCCUACCCGUUAUGUAUACCAAACCUUCGAGUAAUGAAGCUGUACAAGCCUUCCUCAGAAAUGCAGAUAAUAAUUUAGAUUUAGUAUGUAAGUUGCAAAAUAAACGCAUUGGCACAAAAGUUCCAAAAUACAGUACUUGUGGUGAUAAAAGAACAAGCGUAAUUUUGUCUAGAAAUGUAUGGGAAGCAAUAAAAGAGUUACCAAAAAUGGCAGGGGACUAUAUUCAAAACGAUGAUCUUCAUCCGUUUCAGCGUAUUUUAUAUUCAAAGUUACAAUCAAUUCUAAACACUGUCGAAUACAAACCAUGUGGUUCUUUGAAGGAAGUCAAACCAAAGCCGUUAAAAUCAACCAGAUUUACUUCUCCAAUAUCUUCUUUUAUUGAUAUGAUUGUAAUACGACAACUGCAUUCCGCUCUAGUCCAUGGGGAAAAUCCUUAUACUAUGAAGGAGAUCAACAGCAUAUGUAUGUAUGCAAACUCUAUGAGAAGCAAAGAAAAAGAAUAUAAACAGGCAUGUAACAUUUUGGCAACAGCUACAGAUCUUCAAAAUAAUCCUAUGAUGAUACUUGCAGUUGUGAGCAAGGUAUCUAAUAAAAGCAUCCAUUUACUUACAAACAUCUCAAAGAAAGAAUUUGAGCUACCCUUUAGUCUGUUAGAUGCAGCAGAAAAGCCAAUUGUCUUUCAAGAUACAAAAACAAAAUUUGAUAAAGUGAAAGUUACUUGGAAAAAAAGGCUAUACAAUAUCAACAUCGGUGAAAAAAAAGAAAAUGAAAAAGGGUUUGAUUUGGCCAUUAAUCCUUACAGUGAUGUUGUCUUCAUGCCUUUACAUGAAUGGACAAAAAUGCUUAAACUAAGCAAAGAAGGAAAUGAAGAAGCAUUAAGUCGUGAAAUCAAAAGGGCAAAUGUCAGUAAUGAAUACGAAGGAUAUGAUGAUGUUACAACAGAAUGUGUUGAUUCGUUAGAACUUAAACCUGAUACAAAAUUUUCCAUGACGUUUUCCUUAGGACAAAUUGUAAGGGUACAGAUUACUGCAGAACAUCUUAGAGGAAUGCUCAAUCCAACUUUAAUGCUGUACAACAUGACCAAUAAUGUAAAAUUUUGUAUCCAACACCAAAAUGAUCCGUUAAAUCUUUAUGAAUAUGCAUUACAUGCAUCGUGUCAACAGUAUGAGGAUGUGGAAGAAUACUUAAAUAUUUGGGAACCAAUCUUGCUAAUGGAGUCAUCCAUUGGUGCUGUCAAGAAUGAAGAAAACUUUUGCAUAAAAGACGUUCCCGUAAAAUUUAAUGGUAGAAAAGGCAGUUUUGCAUUAGGCUUAGCAGAAUGUGAAUCUAGAAAUAUAGAGUUCUCAGGAACACUUUCUGAUGAGGAUGAAAAUGAUGAUAAUGAGGAAGAUACAACUGGGAAACCAUGCUAUGAUUGGUUGUGUAUAAAGACAACAGUCCCAAAUACUAACGUACGAUCCCACAGCUUCACAGAUCCUUUAUGGGUUGGUCAUGCAAAAAUAGAGAAAGUUCGUCGUAAAAAGGUUUCGUCAUCAGCAAAGAUUACGGUGAAGUUUUCACUUCACGAGAAAGCUCCAUCUAGGCCAAAAUCUAUUCGUACUGUGGAUACAAAAUACAGCGUGGAGGUUUUAAGGAAAAUGGAAGUAGACAGGCGAUCAGAAAGUUUCAUCAAAAUGCUUCGACAUGAAAAGGAAACAUUGGCAACGAAAAUAGCAUUAAAAAAGGCUAUACCACCCUUAGAUGAAAGUCGAAAAAGCAGUGCCGGACAGAUAAAACAUGACCUAUUUUAUGAAGCUUCAAAUGAAGAUUUGUUGCAAAAACGAAUGCCAAAGAAUAAUGAAAAACAGAAAGAAGCAAUCGAAAAAGCCCUUACUUCGAAAUUUUCUUUAAUACAAGGACCACCAGGAACUGGAAAAUCAAUCACUGGUAUCAAAUUGAUAUAUCUCUUCGAUAAAAUAAAUGAGAAGAUACACAGAGAGAAAAAGCCGAGGAAGCAAGUAUUAUUUUGUGGACCAUCAAAUAAAUCUGUAGAUUUAAUUGCAGUAUGGAUGUUAAAAAGAAUGGGAAACCAUCGUCCAAACUUUGUCAGAGUGUACGGUAGAUCAAUUGAAACGAUAGAUUUUCCGGUACCAGGAAGAACAUUUCAGUCCAAAAAAAGCACCCGAGCACAGAGAACAUCACCUGGGCUUUACCAAAUUGCUCUUCAUCAUCUGAUUAGGGAAAAGGGCAAGAAACAUGCCGACGAAAUCAACAAAUUCGAUAAAAUGUUUAAAGAUGCAAACUACAAACCAAUGCCAUUACAAGUGAAGAAAUAUGUGCAUCUGAUCAGGGAAGCAUCAAUUGAAGAAAUAAGAAAGCACGAUGUUAUACUAUGUACAACUGCUGUUGGGUCAAACCCAAAAGUUCUUUCUGCAGCAAGCGUUUAUCAGGUAAUCAUUGACGAGGCUGGGAUGUGUCCGGAACCACACUGCCUUGUUCCUAUUAUUGCUACUAAAGCAGAACAAGUUGUUCUUAUAGGUGACCAUAAACAACUUAAACCGAUUGUCAUGUGUAAAGAGGCAGCAUCACUUGGACUUGAAAUAUCUUUAUUUGAAAGAUAUGCACUGUCAGUAUCACGAGAUUCCUCAAAUGUCGAGUUUACAAUGCUUGAAGAGCAGUAUCGUAUGGACCCGAAGUUAAGCGAAUUUCCAUCUUCUGAGUUCUACCAGAAUAGAUUAAAAAACGGAAACGACGGUAUCCGCUGUGGUAGUAACCUUCCCUUUUGGCCAAAAGACGGAUCCGAGAUAUAUCCCAUGGGUUUUGUUCAUGUCGAAGGGCAAGAGGAGACAUUGCCAGUCUCAACCGAAGAUGGAAAUGAACAGUCUAGAAGCAAUGCUGCUGAAGUUGAUCUUGUGGUUAACGCGUAUAAAUACCUGAAGAAAGAUGAGCAUAAAGUAAGCAUCAAGAUAUUGUCCCAGUAUAAUGCGCAGUGCUCUGAAAUAAAAAAGAAAUUGGAAAAUGAAAGUUUCGCUGACGUCGGCACUGUUGUAUCAAGUCAAGGUGGCGAAUGGGACUAUGUAAUUUUUAGCACGGUUCGAUCCUUACCUGACUACAAGAUAGAAAUAAACCCUACCAUUGGAUGGUGUCAGCAUAAUCUAGGAUUCAUUACGGAUAGAAAUCAGAUAAAUGUUGCAUUAACAAGAGCAAAAAAAGGCCUGAUAAUUAUAGGUAAUAAGAAACUUCUGCAAUGUGACGCUGUUUGGAAGAAAAUGAUACAGCACUAUGAAAAUCAUGGCUGCGUAUUCGAACCUGAUAAGUUUGAACCUACAGCAGGCUGCAAGCGACAAAUAGAAAAUAUCUCACAAGAAUACCAAAACAGAAUAACGCAUAUAGGAUCAGGUGUGAGAGGAACACGGUCGAGGAAGGAAAGGAACUAUUGACUAUAUUAAAGACAACGAAAGUUGAUGAAUAAUUACACAUUUAUGUAUGAAAACAAACAUACUAAAAUGUAUUUAAUAUGUCUUUGUUGAAUUACAACUAAUAUGGUAAGAUAGAUAUUAUAUAUCAUUGAUCUCUAACCAAUUUGUUACGUUGCUUGUUUUGAAUAUAAACAGAAAAUUUUGUUAGUGUUGAAAUUUAGAGUCUGUAAAGUAAGCACUAUUUUUUAGCGCGUGCUCGUGUGUAUAUGUGUAAAUGCGUGCGUUUUUACACAAAUCGUUCAUAUGAAUUAAAUUGGUCCUAUAUGGAAAGGGAAAAUGUUGUUUUCUCUGAUUAUAUUUUUUUUCACAAGACAUAUUAGUCGAUAAAACAUUUAUUUUAUUUUUCAGUUUGUUUGUUUUAGCGAAGAAGUUUCAAUAGUCAUAACAAUUUUGUUUUCUAAAACAUAGUUUGUGAUAAUUACCACAUUGUCUUUAAAUUAGUUCUUUUUUGUUUUUGUUGUUGGUGUGUAUAUAUUUUGUUUUAAUUUUAGUAUCUAAUGAUUAGUUUUUGAAGCAUAUAUGAUAAUAUUAUCAGAUACUCUGUAGAGAGUGACAAUAUACUCUUUUUAAUAUGUUUAAAUAUGUUUAAAAAUGUUUUCUUACAUUUGAUAUGUUGUAUAACUUGUAUCACAUUGAUCAAACUAUAACAAAGAACAAAAAAAAAUUUGAGAAGAUUAUGCCAGCUAACUUUAGAUUAGAUAACAAGUGCCCGCUUGUGUUUCCAAAGUGUACGGAUGAAAACACGUUAUCUUCCAACCACUUAUUCAGGAAAGUCGCCAUGUGAUCUAAUAUUGUCGGUUUGACGCUUUGCCUACUUAGUUCAACUCUAAAAUGGAAUUAGAAUCUAAACUCUUUUGGCGUCGAACGUUUUUGAACUUUUCCUUCAGUGAAAAU
Ruditapes philippinarum (Manila clam) is the source of this 8902-nucleotide messenger RNA. RefSeq names its product helicase with zinc finger domain 2-like. Lineage: Eukaryota; Metazoa; Mollusca; Bivalvia; Venerida; Veneridae. The record is from RefSeq and is a predicted model, not a curated record. Gene Ontology annotation, molecular function: protein binding; 5'-3' DNA helicase activity; RNA binding.